AUGGUGGGCAGGCUCGGGCCCGAUGACUACGGUACCAUACUGGCUUUGGCAUUCUUCAUCACGCAAUGUGGUGCGACUAUUGCCGCAGUCAACUAUGGAUAUGGCAGACCGCUUGAGACCUUGGACUGGAAGCAGGCAUCCCGGGCAUUGGAAUGCUUCUUCAUACUCCAGAUAUUCUACAAGCUCACUAUCAACUGCACCAAGCUCUCGAUAUUGUUCCUGUACCGUCGUAUCUUCACCGAUCAUCUAUGGUUCGUCCGAAUAUGCUGGAGCUUAAUAUCAGUAGUGCUAUGUGCCUGCUUGUCCUUCACCAUUGCAACGCUACUGCAAUGUAGUCCGAUCAAUGGAGCCUGGGACCGUUGGGAUGACGGUGUCACUUGUGUCAACAUCUACGCACUAUGGUACUGCAAUGCCAUCUACAAUAUCCUUACAGACUUCAUCAUUGUUCUUAUGGUACCGCCUGUAAUCUUCAGCCUCAAACUGCCCACGCGGCAGAAGCUGGCGUUGACUUGCAUCUUCGGUCUCGGCGUCAUUGUCUGCGCAGCAUCGAUUUCGCGCUUGACAACUCUAUAUUCUUCGGCAUAUGGCACGGAUGCUACCGCAGGAUCAUUUGUUUCAACCAUAUGGACGAGUAUCGAGGCCGGCCUUGGGGUUAUAUGUGCAAACUUACCAAUGCUACGGACUCCUUUGCAACAUUUCUUCCCGAGGCUGUUCCCUUCAAGAUCUGGGACAAAUCAAGUGUCCAGCACGCCUUCAUCCAGCCGAAGUGAGUCUGGCCGUGGCCGCACAUUGGUCUUGUCGGCACAAGUCAACGAGCCGAUGAGCAGUCCCGGCGUCCACUCGACAUCCUCAGAUGAAUUCAGAAAUACCCCGCCAAGCACUGGUAAUGACGAAGCCCUGAACAGAGCGACUCAACGCCUAUGCACCUUCUCAAGAUAUCCUGUACACAGCGACUGUGAGGCCCAGCAGGACGGUGACCAAGGGUUCGAAUGGACAUUCACCCAGAAUGAUGUCAAAGAGGAGUGGAGUCACGGUCCACAUAGAGUGCGAUGA
Messenger RNA from Exophiala xenobiotica, 1053 nucleotides. RefSeq lists its product as uncharacterized. NCBI's taxonomy places the organism in Eukaryota, Fungi, Ascomycota, Eurotiomycetes, Chaetothyriales, Herpotrichiellaceae. The record is from RefSeq and is a predicted model, not a curated record. Bases 1 to 1053 code for a protein of 350 amino acids. The transcript is spliced from 3 exons.